Molecule: messenger RNA, 3111 nt
Organism: Ceutorhynchus assimilis (cabbage seed weevil)
Lineage: Eukaryota; Metazoa; Arthropoda; Insecta; Coleoptera; Curculionidae
Source: the annotation of a GenBank genome assembly
CGCACAGCACUAACCUAACCCUAAUUUUCCACAUGUCUCUUCAAAUUCAAAACAUUUCCAAGUUUUCCAGUUAAUUCAUCCCAUUUAAGGUGCAAAAUGAAAUUCAACAAGAAGAAUAAGUUCAAACAAGCUCCCAAAACCCCUAUUGCAGAUGCAGAUGAAAAUUUAGAGGAGGAUUAUCAAGAAACCCCCAAAUGGUACGAAACAGAAACCCAAGAACCGAAAAAGUUUGAUAAUGUAACAGAGCAAAUAUUGAUUGAAUUAAAAGACGAAGCUAAGAAAUGCCACGAUAUUGAAGUAGCUAAUUAUAAUAUCAAAAACUCCAAAACAAAUUCAAAUUAUCAAUGGAUGAAAACUGUAAUGAAUACUGGAACCGUAUCUGAUAAAAUAGCUGCCCACACUGUUGCUAUACAAGACAAUCCAGUUUGUAAUCUGGAAACUUUGAGGAACAUGGUGAAUAUGGUCAAAGUAGGCAAGAAAAAAGAAUGUUUCACUGUUAUGGAGACCCUCACUGAACUAUUUUUAUCAGACCUUCUCAAACCUGAUCAAAAAUUGGCUCCAUUUCAUUCAAAACCUCUUUCUAUGAUCAACGACCUUUCCUCUGGAAAUGCAAUAAAGAGACGUAAAAUAUUGAGCCAAUGGUACUUUGAGGACGAGCUUAAAGAAAUUUACACCAGCUUUGUUUUGGCUUUGAACAGGGCUGCUCAGGAUACAGUGGAAAGUAACAAGGAAAAAUCUAUUACAGCUAUGUUCAAGUUGCUUUGUGGCAACCCUGAACAGGAAAAGAAUCUUCUUGCAAACCUCAUCAAUAAAUUGGGAGACCCUUCACAAAAAGUAGCCUCAAAAGCCAUCUAUUGCCUCACUCAGCUACUAUUUAAGCACUCAAACAUGCAAGAAGUGGUACUAAAAGAAGUUGAAAAGCUUUUAUUUCGUAGCAACAUAAACACAAGAGCACAAUAUUAUUGUCUUUGCUUUUUGAGUCAGUUCUAUUUGAGCCAUGAAGCUUCAAAUGUAGCCAGAAAAAUGAUUGAAGUUUAUUUGGGAUUUUUUAAGGCUUGUGUUAAAAAGGGUGAAGUUGAUAGUAGAAUGAUGUCCGCACUACUUAUGGGCAUAAACCGUGCUUUUCCUUAUUCAAAAAUGGAAUUUGAAGAUAUGUCAGAUCAUGUCAGUACUUUAUAUAAGUUGGUACAUCUUGCUAGUUUCAAUAUAGGGCUUCAAGUAUUGAUGUUGCUCUAUCAAGUAACUGGAGAAAAAAUGGCAGAUAGAUAUUAUGCAGCUCUAUAUAAAAAGCUCCUAGAUCCCAAACUAUUAACCACAACACAUCAAGCCAUGCUUUUAUCUCUUUUAUAUAAAGCUUUGCUCAAAGAUACCCAAAUAGACAGGAUAAAAGUUUUCAUUAAAAGACUAUUGCAAAUUUCUAUGUAUGUCCAACCAAAUUUUUCUUGUGGCCUUUUAUAUUUGGUGUCUCAGCUUAUUUCGAAAAAACCUGGCCUGCAAGCCUUAACCCUCAAAGAACUAAAUGCAACUAAUUUAGAUCAAUUUGAAGACGAAGAGGAAGAAAAAUAUUAUGAUAUUAAAGAUGAAAAAGAAGAUUUGGAAUAUGAAACUAAUAAAAAUGAAGACCCAGUAAUCCUUAAUGCAGAAGCAAUUGAAAUUAAAGAAGAACCAGAAGAAGAAAAACCAGACUUGAAGUUAUUGGAAGUUUCGUUUAAAGGUUCUAGUUGGGUUCAUGUGGACCAAAAAGUCAAAAAAGUGCACGAACCUAUUUCAAAAUACAACCCUUCGUCAAGGAAUCCUCUAUUUGCUGGAGGAGAAUUUUUGGCCUACUCUGAACUGAGAUAUUUGAAAAAUCAUUUCCAUCCUACAGUUGCUUUGUGGGCUCACAAUGUGCUUCAAGGCGAAAAAGUUAAAUACACUGGAGAUCCUUUGAAGGAUUUCACUUUGAUACGGUUUUUGGAGAGGUUUGUAUUUAAAAACCCCAAAUCUUUUGAUGAAAAAUCAGGAGCACAUCCUACUUUUGGUAAAAGGAAAUUUUACAAACCCAAAGGAGUAAAAAUGUUGGCAGUCAAUUCAAAAAGUUACUUGAACGAAAAUCAAGACAAUAUUCCUGUGGAGGAAAUGUUUCUAUAUUCUUAUUUGCAGCAAAAGCAUCAAAAUCAGCCAAUGGCUGACGACAAUAGUGACUUGGAGUCUGUUCAAAGUGAAGAAUUUGAAGAAAUGCUUGAUAAAAUGGGAGGAUUCAAGCCUGAUGAGGAAGAACUAGACUUCAUGGGAGAAAUUGGUGAGGGUCUCAAGAAGAAAGACACUGACAAAAAAAAGAAAAGGAAAAAUGAAGAGGGCAGUGAAGAUGAAGAUGAAGAACUUAGUGACGAAGAAGAUGGACUUAGUGAUGAGGAACCAGAAUUUGACGGUGGUGAUGAUGCUAAUGAUGAUGAGUUGGAAGCCACUGAGGAAGAUUUAGAUUUAAUUGAUGGUCUUAGUGAUGACGAUGAAGACUUAGAUUUCCCCUCGGAUUUCCCUUCAGAUUCAGAAGAUGAAACUCCCGCUUCAAAAAGAAACCUAAAAAAAUCCUUGAAGAAAAAAUCCAAAACAGAUGACAUGUCUUCAGUAUUUGCGUCAGCAGAAGAAUUUGCCUCUUUGCUAGAUGAAGAAGGCAGUUCCAAACAAAAACCUGGCAGUUCAAAUGUGAUGGAGAACAAAGACAAAGCUAGUCAGAAACAAUUAGCAUGGGAACAGAAACGUAACCAUUGGAUUAAGGGCUACAAAAAUGCUGUUUCAGGGGAUAAGUUUUCGAAAAAACGCCCCCAAAAGGGCAAUUUUCAAAAAAACAAGAAAUUAAAAAAGAAAUAAAUAAAUUAUCCAUAACAAUUAAGUUUAUUAAUAAAAAGAUAUAGAGGCAGUAAUUUGUUUUUAUUGAAAGAAAUAAAUGCUUUAUUUCCUAAAUAUACCUAAUCGCAGGAACCAUCUUUCCAACCAUCCCUCCAUCGUUCGUUCACUUUAGAACAGUCGAAUAUUUCUUUACCUAAUUUAACAUUAACUUUAUUGUGUAAUCGGCAUAACCAUUGACUCAGUUGUUCUGGGUUUUCUACUUUGGGGGGCUCUAUUUUCAAC